Messenger RNA from Plasmodium malariae, 1338 nucleotides. Its product is annotated as alkaline phosphatase, putative. The transcript is spliced from 2 exons. Bases 1 to 1338 code for a protein of 445 amino acids. Lineage: Eukaryota; Apicomplexa; Aconoidasida; Haemosporida; Plasmodiidae. The record is from RefSeq and is a predicted model, not a curated record.
AUGAAAAUUUGUAUAAAAUUGUUUUUAGUAUUUUUCGCGUUUACUAAAUGUGUGAGUGGACAAGCAGACCAAAUAAUUCAUGAAAAAUUAACAAAUUUUGUUUUUUUAAGCUGUAACUAUCAAAAGGGAAAAGUAAAUGAAGAGUUACUAAAAGCAGUAGAAAAAAGGAAUCCUCAACUGAUGUUGUGGAUAGGGGAUUAUUUUUAUUCAGAAUGUAGUGAAUUGAAGUGUUUGGAUGAAGUUUAUAAUUAUAUUAAGAAUGACUCAUUUUAUUUAAGAUUAAAGGAAAAGUUUGUUAUUGAUGGUAUAUAUGAUGAUCAUGAUUAUAAUAAAAACAAUGGAGAUCGUUUAUAUAAAUAUAAAAAGGAAAGUAAAACAAAAUAUUUAGACUAUUUAAAUGUAGACAAAAGUGAUAUAAGAUAUAAAAGAAAUGGAGCAUAUGUAUCAAAAUUGUAUAUAGACCCAAACGAUGAAAACAAUCAAGUGAAGAUAAUUAUUUUAGACACAAGAUAUAAUAAAGACCCUUAUCCCUUUUAUGCUCCUGAUUCGUACAAAGAUCAUAUCAUACACAUAUUUAUAUCCUUCUUUGUGCGUUUUCAUGCAGCAUUAUUUGGUUUGUACCACAAUAGCAAAAACGAUAUAUUAGGAAAUGAACAGUGGAAAUGGCUAGAAAAGGAGCUAACCAAUUCGAAAGCACGUGCACAUAUCGUAAUUUCAUCUAUACAGAUUUUUUCUAAUCACGUAAUGAAUGAAAAUUGGGGUUUAAUGCCAUUCGCGCUGAAACGAUUAAAAAGUGUUAUAAAAAAGACAAAACCAAAAGGUUUAAUAUUUUUAAGUGGUGAUGUACAUUUUGCCAGUAUUAUUGGAAAUGAAGAAAAUAUUGUAGAAGUUACAAGCAGUAGUGUAAAUCAAGAAAAUUUGUUAAGUUAUGUAAAUAAAUAUUUUAUUUACCUUUCUACAAAUAUAUUUAAUAAAAGAAGUUCAUUUGAGUUAAAUAAAAUAUACGGAUUCAACAAUUUUGGUUCAGUUAAUAUUAAUUACAAGAACGAAAAUGAAAUAAAUAUUAAAACAUGUGUACAUGACUCCCAUGGUGUGGAGGUUUUAAUAGCAAAUCAAGUUUUUAAUAAAAAAAAAAAUAUAUAUGAAAAAUCGAAAAAUUUACAUGUAAUAAAUGAUGAAUUUGCGACCUUUACAUAUAAAACCCAAGCCAAGAUAUGUAUGCAUAUUAUUAUUUAUAUAUUAUUAUUGUUAUGGUUUCUUCAAGUACUUUUCAUUAUAUGUAAAUUGCUAGGACUCUGUAAAAGUAAAAAAGUAAAUAAGAAAACAAAAGAAGCCUAG